Molecule: messenger RNA, 2239 nt
Organism: Salvia miltiorrhiza (redroot sage)
Lineage: Eukaryota; Viridiplantae; Streptophyta; Magnoliopsida; Lamiales; Lamiaceae
Product: protein tesmin/TSO1-like CXC 6
Exons: 8
Coding region: 356-1903 (515 amino acids)
Biological process (GO): regulation of DNA-templated transcription
Cellular component (GO): nucleus
Source: RefSeq, a predicted model, not a curated record
ACUCACACAGCACACAGCACAACUCAAAUACUCCCUCUGCUUUCUCUCUCUAAAAAAAAUCCCCAACCUCAUUUUUUCUCAUAGAUUUCAAACCUAUUAACUUCCCUUUGCGGAAAAGGAAGAAGAUUUCAAAUUUUCGUGGGAACGCGCACAAGAAUCGAAUCUGCAUUCGUCUCCGAGAGCGGAAUUUGACGAUACGAGGAGGAGAUUAGUGAUUUUUGAGAGAGAAAUAUUUGAAUUUUUGUCUUCUUUUGGUUGUUGAAGACGAGCGUGGAAUCUAUUCGAACGCUAACGUUUGUGUUCAAUGCUUGAUGUCAAGAGACUUUAUUUAUAUUUUUAAUUCUGAAUAGAGAGAAUGAGCAUGGAGCAGAGAGAAGGGGCGGCGGCGCCGGUGGUAAGGCAGCUGGAUUUCACGGUUAAUUUCAUGUCUGCGGCGGCGAAUGCUAACGGCAAGGGGAGUCCGAUGGAUCAGUCACAGCCUAAGUGGCUGGCGGCGGGGAAUUCGCAGCACGCGCAUGCAAUUGCAGGUUCUCCUCAGUCGCCGUCGCGAAGCCAGCUGGCGCAAACGAAAUUUCCGCCGCGGAAAAUGGUGAUGCCGCCGAAGUCUCCGCAUCGCGAAUUGCCUCAGAUGGAGGUGCGAGCACAAUCGCCUCUAAUAGCGCCGCGGUUGUCUCAUCCGGUGGGGAAGCCAGUGCCCACGCCUAAGCGUGCAUUGCAACCAUUGAUGAAGAUGGAGUCCCCGAAAUCACGAGAACGUAAUCCUGAACAGAAUGAUGGCACUCUGAAGAAGCAGAAGCAAUGCAGGUGUAAGAAUUCAAGAUGCUUGAAGUUGUAUUGUGAAUGCUUUUCCAGUGGAGUAUACUGUGAUGGAUGUAACUGCAUCAAUUGCCACAAUAAAAAAGAGAAUGAGGCUGAUAGGAAGGAAGCGAUUGAUGCAGUUUUGGAGAGAAAACCCGAUGCCUUUUAUGGGGUAGAGCAUAGUAGAGGAUGCAAUUGUAAAAGAACUGGGUGUCUCAAGAAGUAUUGCGAGUGCUUCCAGGCAAAUAUUCCUUGCUCCGACAAAUGUAAAUGCAUAGACUGCAAAAACUUUGAAGGAUGUGAAGAGAGGAAAGCUCGUCUAUAUCAUCAUUCAGCAGAUUCAAUGGCAUUUAUCCAGCAAGCCAACGCGGCUAUAAAUGGAGCUAUUGGAACUCCAACCAAGAAGAGUAGAAACCAGCAAAUUGGUUUUGAUGUGACAUCUAGUAGACAAUUUACUAGAUGGCUUCCAGAAUCUCACCAGGAACCUUGUUUCACAUCUGAAACCCCGUAUUCACCAUCAUUUGUUCAGCCGUCUAAAUCAGACCCUACUAAAUUAGGAGUUUCUAAAUCCUCGUACAGGUCUCCUUUAAGUGGCAUCCUCCAAUUACAACAUGUGAAGGACUUCUGCAAACUCUUGGUUGAAGUUUCAACAGAAGCAGCUAAGAGUCUUCCAGACGAAAGGAAAAUGAUCGACGGUGGCAUUGAUGUGAAUAGGGUUGAAACUUCGGUUGGGCACCAUGAAGACAGUAAAGAUCAUCAAAGCCAGCAGAAUGCUGUGGAAUUGCCAGCAAACAAAGGAAACAGAGAUAGAACAUCACUGUGUGAAUCUGAUGGCUCUGAUAUUCAAAAUGGAAGACCGUUGUCUCCAGGAACACUUGCAUUAAUGUGUGACGAACAAGAUGCAACGUUUAUGGCGGCUAAUGCUCCAUCCACAGUCACAGAAUCUAAUACAAGGACCCAAUUGAAAUCAGAAUCUGCACUCGGUCCCAACCAGUUAUACGUUGAACAAGAAAGGCUUGUUCUAACCAGGCUUCGCUGUUUCCUCAACAGACUUAUCACUUGUGGCUCCAUAGAAGAAACGAGAGUUGAGCAGGAAAUCCCCUAGGGUCUAUGGAGCAAAGGUGUUCAAUUGCCGGUGAUUGACUAGCACAAAACCAGAAGGUAGACAAGCCCCUUUUUUAUGCCUUCAAAUAUUUAAAGCCGUAAUGCUGCAAGAAAAAUUUUACUCUUGUACCAAGCUAGCUAACAACUAAUGUCCAAAAAGUUAGGACCUCUGUGAUGCAGUUAGUUAUUCGUGGCUGGUGAGACGUUCUUGUCCUAUAAUUGUUCAUGAGUUCAACCAUCUUAGAUCAGGAUUUCAUUUUUUCUUUUCACUGCUUUGUGUAAAUGUUAAUACAAUCUUUUUUGCAUAAUUUUGUAGAACUAUUACAUGGUUUUUACA